This is a messenger RNA of Equus caballus (horse), 4841 nucleotides long. RefSeq names its product actinin alpha 2 (gene ACTN2). Lineage: Eukaryota; Metazoa; Chordata; Mammalia; Perissodactyla; Equidae. Gene Ontology annotation, cellular component: Z disc; cell junction; plasma membrane. Gene Ontology annotation, biological process: actin cytoskeleton organization; muscle cell development. The record is from RefSeq and is a predicted model, not a curated record. Gene Ontology annotation, molecular function: calcium ion binding; actin filament binding.
GCUAGCAACCCGAGCUGGUGCUUCGCCCGCGACCCAGCGUCUAGGUGCGCCGCCCCGAGAGGAGCCGCGCGAAGGUCACCCGCGCCCGCCGCCGCCCGCGCCUCUGCCGAGCCCCGCGCGCCCCGCAGCCUCCGUCCGCCCGUCCGUCCGUCCGUCCGCCCGCCCGUCCGAGCCCCGCGUGCCCGCCGCAGCCCCGGCUACCUGAGCGCCAUGAACCAGAUAGAGCCCGGCGUGCAGUACAACUACGUCUACGAAGAUGACGAGUACAUGAUCCAGGAGGAGGAGUGGGACCGCGACCUGCUCCUGGACCCGGCCUGGGAGAAGCAGCAGAGGAAGACCUUUACUGCCUGGUGUAACUCCCACCUGAGGAAAGCUGGCACCCAGAUUGAGAACAUCGAGGAAGACUUCAGGAAUGGCCUUAAGCUCAUGCUGCUGUUGGAAGUCAUCUCAGGGGAAAGGCUGCCCAAACCUGACCGAGGGAAAAUGCGAUUCCACAAAAUUGCUAAUGUCAACAAAGCCUUGGAUUACAUAGCAAGCAAGGGUGUGAAACUGGUGUCCAUCGGGGCUGAAGAAAUUGUUGAUGGCAAUGUGAAAAUGACGCUGGGCAUGAUCUGGACCAUCAUCCUUCGCUUUGCUAUUCAGGAUAUUUCAGUUGAAGAAACGUCUGCCAAAGAAGGUCUGCUGCUUUGGUGUCAAAGGAAAACCGCUCCUUAUAGAAAUGUGAACAUUCAGAACUUCCAUACUAGCUGGAAAGAUGGCCUUGGACUCUGUGCACUCAUCCACAGACACCGGCCCGAUCUCAUUGACUACUCAAAGCUUAACAAGGAUGACCCAAUAGGAAAUAUUAACCUGGCCAUGGAAAUUGCAGAGAAGCACCUGGAUAUUCCCAAAAUGUUGGAUGCUGAAGACAUUGUGAACACUCCCAAACCAGAUGAAAGAGCUAUCAUGACAUACGUUUCUUGCUUCUACCAUGCUUUUGCGGGAGCGGAGCAGGCCGAGACAGCAGCUAACAGGAUAUGUAAGGUUCUUGCUGUGAAUCAAGAGAAUGAGAGGCUGAUGGAAGAAUAUGAGAGGCUAGCAAGUGAGCUUUUGGAAUGGAUUCGUCGCACGAUCCCCUGGCUAGAGAACAGGACUCCUGAGAAGACCAUGCAAGCUAUGCAGAAAAAGCUGGAGGACUUCCGGGAUUACCGUCGGAAGCACAAGCCCCCUAAGGUGCAGGAGAAGUGCCAGCUGGAGAUCAACUUCAACACCUUGCAAACCAAGCUGAGGAUCAGCAACCGGCCCGCCUUCAUGCCCUCCGAGGGCAAGAUGGUGUCGGAUAUCGCUGGCGCCUGGCAGAGGCUGGAGCAGGCAGAGAAGGGUUACGAGGAAUGGUUGCUCAACGAGAUACGGAGGCUGGAGCGCGUGGAACACCUGGCGGAGAAGUUUAGGCAGAAGGCUUCAACGCACGAGACGUGGGCUUAUGGCAAAGAACAGAUCUUGCUGCAGAAGGAUUAUGAGUCGGCGUCGCUGACUGAGGUCCGGGCUCUGCUGCGGAAACAUGAGGCCUUUGAGAGCGACCUGGCGGCGCACCAGGACCGGGUGGAACAGAUCGCUGCCAUUGCGCAGGAGCUCAACGAAUUGGACUAUCAUGAUGCUGUGAAUGUCAACGAUCGGUGCCAGAAGAUUUGUGACCAGUGGGACAGAUUGGGAACACUUACUCAGAAGAGGAGAGAGGCCCUGGAGAGAACUGAGAAAUUGCUAGAAACCAUUGAUCAGCUUCACCUGGAGUUUGCCAAGAGGGCUGCUCCUUUUAACAACUGGAUGGAAGGGGCCAUGGAGGACCUGCAAGACAUGUUUAUUGUCCACAGCAUUGAGGAGAUCCAGAGUUUGAUCACUGCCCACGAGCAGUUCAAAGCGACGCUGCCGGAGGCGGACGGCGAGCGGCAGUCCAUCAUGGCCAUCCAGAACGAGGUGGAGAAGGUGAUUCAGAGCUACAACAUCAGAAUCAGCUCGAGCAAUCCCUACAGCACUGUCACCAUGGAUGAACUUCGGACCAAGUGGGACAAGGUGAAGCAGCUCGUGCCCAUCCGGGAUCAGUCCCUGCAGGAGGAGCUGGCCCGCCAGCAUGCCAAUGAGCGCCUGCGGCGCCAGUUUGCCGCACAGGCCAAUGCCGUCGGGCCCUGGAUCCAGAACAAGAUGGAGGAAAUUGCCCGGAGCUCCAUCCAGAUCACAGGAGCCCUGGAAGACCAGAUGAAUCAGCUGAAGCAGUAUGAGCACAACAUCAUUAACUACAAGAACAACAUCGACAAGCUGGAGGGCGAUCAUCAGCUCAUCCAGGAGGCCCUGGUCUUUGACAACAAGCACACUAAUUACACCAUGGAGCACAUUCGUGUGGGGUGGGAGUUGCUGCUGACAACCAUCGCCAGAACCAUCAAUGAAGUGGAGACCCAGAUCCUGACGAGGGAUGCAAAGGGCAUCACCCAGGAGCAGAUGAAUGAGUUCAGAGCCUCCUUCAACCACUUUGACAGGAGGAAGAAUGGCCUGAUGGACCACGAGGAUUUCAGAGCCUGCUUGAUUUCCAUGGGCUAUGAUUUGGGUGAAGCCGAAUUUGCCCGCAUCAUGACCCUGGUGGAUCCCAACGGACAGGGCACGGUCACCUUCCAAUCCUUCAUUGACUUCAUGACUAGAGAGACGGCCGACACUGACACCGCCGAGCAGGUCAUCGCCUCCUUCCGAAUCCUGGCUUCUGAUAAGCCGUACAUCCUCGCGGAGGAGCUGCGUCGAGAGCUGCCCCCAGACCAGGCCCAGUACUGCAUCAAGAGGAUGCCCGCCUACUCGGGCCCGGGCAGCGUGCCUGGCGCCCUGGAUUACACGGCGUUCUCCUCCGCGCUGUACGGAGAGAGCGAUCUGUGAUGCUGAGCUUCUGUAAUCGUUGAUCCCAUCAGAACGCAAUAAAAGCUGAAGUCACAGGUUGUUUCUUGGAAACUUUGACAAGCUUUAUUAAGUUAAGAGAGAGAGAAAAUUUUUUGUAGCUCAGUAAUUGCGGCAAUGUAACAUGGCUGAAACUAAAUUUCUACAGUGUAUGACAUAGUGUGCUUCAUGAAUAGGUUACUUUAUUUCUGAAUUUUUAGCUACAUACAAGGAGAUAUCAGAUUUUUUGUUUGUUCUUUGAUAAAACAAAGCAAAUUACUUGAGUACUAUGAAAUUAGGAGGAUCUGGGGAUGGAAGCAAAGUAAAAAAUGGGAAAUUCCAAAAUACCCAAAAUUUGAGACCAGGGGGAAGAAAAUGAAAAAUUUGGUAAAUGUUUGAUAUUUUAAAAAAUAUUCUUCAUAUCUAAUAUGCUUAUGCGAUUAUCCCUAGGGGAAUAUAUUUGGGAUAUUAGUGUUUUACUUUGUUGCCUAUCCAAAGAUUAGCUUUAUUUAAGUAUAAAUAGUACUGUCGUCUCUUUAGUUGAAUGGAAUAGUGUGAGGUGGAACUUCCGGCGACUAGAAACAGACUGCCCAAAAGAUCUGUAGUACUUAAAAAUUUUAAAAUAGAGAUUAUAGUCAGCUCUUCAUUAUUUCGGACUACGUAGUCCAGUUAGUGGGUUUCACUGCCUUACUUAUCCUCCAAAGUAGGGACCUCAGGAAACACAGAAAUCAGUGUAGUUGCCAGAGAGGAAGAUGAAUGCACUAGGUAAAAUGAGUUUUUUAGGAUUAUUUAUUGAUUCGAGGCUCCUGGGCUUUUUCUAGAGAUUGUUAGUACAGGUUCUCAAGAGAUGACCAGAGAGAAGUGCUCUGUUUUUAAAUAAACAAUUGUCUGUAGUAAUAGUUCCUAGCAGGGGACAAGUCAGAAACCAGUGCCCUUACAGCUCUCCAGGCAGACCUUCUCCUUUCUGCCUUUAGUUUUAUGACCUGGUAAGGAGAAGGAGUUUAUAGGAAUGGCCUAAUUCUCAACAACAGUAGAGGUAACUUCCUUCACUGCAGAACCUUCAUGUAUUUUGGGGUGAAUUCAUUUUGGGUGGUAGGAGUUACUAGAUGUUUUUGCUAGCACAUAGUGUGUGUUCAUUGGCUUUGGUGGGAUGGUGCAUCCUAACGAGUUCUCAGUCUGGCUCGUUGCAUCUGAAGCCCCAUUACAGAGGGCACCACAUGAGCUCCCAGCCUCGUCUUGAUCUCAGCAAUGUCCAUUCACUUUUCAGCUUGUGCUACCGUCUAUGGUAACUCCCCCCUCUGUUUUUCCAUCUUGUUGACAGCUUGUAGAGAAUAAAGCAGGAAUUGUUUUAUAUCUGAGUCCUUAAGGAUCAGGAAAUGAAUUAUAAGCAAACAAAAACAGCUGCAAACAGCACAUAAGUGUUAGUAGAAAAGUAGUAAUGUGCCUAUUACCUAUGGUCUGUUGCUUCAGAUUUUUAUAGCUUUCCACCAACAGCUGGAAAUGUGAUAUUUUCCAUUCACAACUGUCUGGUAACUUAAUACUUUUACUACAUUGGCCCAUUUAGAACCGUCAACCUUUAUAAAUUUUAUUUAAUUUCCUUCAUGUUAUUAAGUAGUCGGUAGUUUGCAAAUUCCUGAAAUAUCUGAUUCCUUGAGCUUAAUGCCAAACGCUUUUGGGGUGAUGUUUAGAUGAACUCUGACUCCUUAUUUUAUUUCAAGUAGGUGCUAUAUUCCAGCCAUAAACAUUAAGGAAAAACUGGGAAGUUAUUCUGCCUUUGAGGCUACUCGGGGGAACUGUGGUGUUUUAGGAUGGGUAUAGUUAGCUCAUCUACCUAAAAUUUUAAUUUCUUUGUAACAUUCAGGCAAGAGAAUGGAUCAGUGCUAUCUGCUAAUAAAUGAAGAAAGGAAAUAAACCCUGAAAAAUACUUAAUAAACAUAUUUAUACUCUCA